AUGUGGACCAGUGAUUCCAGUGACAGUGAGACAGCACUGGCAUGCCCGUCCGGAGGAGAGCACGAGACACAGACGUGGGCCAGCCAGCACGCCUCCAGUUCCUUUACAGAGGGAGAGUCAGACGAAGAGCUCCAAGCCUUCAUCAGGAUGAGAGACCAGGCUGACAAGGCCACGGAGGAGUGGGAGAAGCUGAACUAUGACAUUCACUCGUUGCGGUGUACUCGGAGAGAGGUGUGCACACGCUGGAAGAAGAUUCUGUUGCAGUUGGGUUACCAGAAGGAGGUGGAUUCUCUGUUGAGGGUGAAUAAACAGACAGUCCUAGGUGACUGGGAGAACGCGGAGAGGGCCAGGGAGCUGAUGGAGAUCCUGUGUGAGGACUCUGGCCUGUUUCCCAGAGGAGUGAGCCCUAAUGAGAGAUACUUCUUCAUCAUGGAUCGCUUGGUUUCUCUGGACAGCGCAGACGAUUUUGUCCGACUGGCGAAGGAGAAAUAUCCCAAGACAGAGCCAUAA
Chanos chanos (milkfish) is the source of this 510-nucleotide messenger RNA. RefSeq names its product melanoregulin. The transcript has 5 exons. Gene Ontology annotation, cellular component: melanosome. The record is from RefSeq and is a predicted model, not a curated record. NCBI's taxonomy places the organism in Eukaryota, Metazoa, Chordata, Actinopteri, Gonorynchiformes, Chanidae. Gene Ontology annotation, biological process: melanosome transport; melanocyte differentiation. The coding region runs from base 1 to 510 and encodes 169 amino acids.